UGAUUCUCGCAAACAGACCCCAGCAACCAGUUCAAUUCUAUUCCUUGUGCCGUUUAGUCAUACUUUUGAUCUCCGUGAAAAGUUCUGCGUAAUUGUCUCUAAUUCCAAAAGAUUUAUUCUGCAAUAUUGUGUAAAUCAUGGCGAGCCUUAGGUACAUUAGAAGAUUUGCAGUUGCAAAACGUCUUGGUCUAGCAUACCAAUCCACCAAUGUGAAGCCCAGUGAGACGGGAAAACUCACAUCUCAGGCUGUUUUUGAUCGUGAGGACAAAUACGGGGCGCAUAACUAUCAUCCACUCCCGGUGGCCUUGUCCAGGGGCCAAGGUGUUCAUGUGUGGGAUGUCGAGGGUAAGAGAUAUUAUGAUUUUCUCAGCGCUUAUUCUGCGGUCAAUCAAGGUCAUAGCCACCCAAAGAUCAUUCAAGCCCUCGUAGAGCAGGCUCAGGUGCUCUCAUUGACUUCCCGGGCUUUCUAUUCGGACGUUCUGGGAGAGUAUGAAGAGUAUGUUACGAAUCUGUUUGGCUAUGAUAAAGUCCUACCCAUGAACACUGGGGUUGAAGGGGGUGAAACAGCCUGCAAAUUGGCCAGAAGAUGGGGCUACAGCGUCAAGAAGAUCCCCGAAAAUAAGGCUAAGAUUGUCUUUGCUGAGGGUAACUUUUGGGGACGCACCAUGUCAGCCAUUUCUGCCUCAACAGAUCCGGACAGUUUCAAAGGAUUCGGACCCUAUAUGCCUGGCUUCGAUAUCGUCCCCUACAACGAUCUCUCCACUUUGUCCGAAAAACUCCAAGAUCCCAAUGUGGCGGCCUUUAUGGUGGAACCAAUUCAGGGUGAAGCUGGAGUUGUUGUUCCCGAUGAGGGGUAUCUCAAGGGAGUCCGGAAGAUCUGUUCUGACAACAAUGUACUGUUUAUUGCGGAUGAAGUUCAAACUGGUCUCGCUAGAACUGGAAAAAUGUUAGCUGUUGAACAUGAAAAUGUUCGUCCGGAUAUUUUGAUUCUGGGCAAAGCUCUGUCCGGAGGAUUGUAUCCUGUUUCUGCUGUCCUGGCCGAUGAUGAAGUUAUGCUGACUAUCAAACCCGGAGAGCACGGUUCCACAUACGGAGGCAAUCCACUUGGAUGCAAAGUAGCCAUGUCGGCUCUUCAGGUUCUCCUGGAAGAGAAUCUAGCUGAAAAUGCGGCAGUGUUAGGCCAGCGACUCCGCGAUGGCCUUAGUGUUUUGCCCAAAGAUGUCGUUAGCAUUGUCCGUGGAAAAGGUCUCCUCAAUGCCAUUGUAAUCAAUAAGAAAUUCAACGCCUGGGAUGUUUGUGUUAGACUCCGGGACAAUGGACUCCUGGCCAAGCCUACUCAUGGGGAUAUCAUCCGUUUUGCUCCUCCCCUGGUUAUUACCCAGGAACAAAUUGAUGAGUGUGUGGAAAUCAUCAAGAAAACGGUACUCUCAUUUGCCUAAGUAAAAAAUAGCAUCUGGGUCUUAGCUCCCGGGAACUGUAUUUUGACGAGUACCUGAUCAACACGUCAACUGAUUUUUUUAAUGUAACAUUUUAUACGACUGUUUUAACUGGAAAUAAAGAAGUCUGCUCUUUA
Phlebotomus papatasi is the source of this 1573-nucleotide messenger RNA. It is a transcript of the gene Oat, whose product is annotated as ornithine aminotransferase, mitochondrial. The transcript is spliced from 3 exons. Bases 138 to 1439 code for a protein of 433 amino acids. Gene Ontology annotation, cellular component: cytoplasm. NCBI's taxonomy places the organism in Eukaryota, Metazoa, Arthropoda, Insecta, Diptera, Psychodidae. The record is from RefSeq and is a predicted model, not a curated record. Gene Ontology annotation, molecular function: identical protein binding; L-ornithine transaminase activity; pyridoxal phosphate binding.